This is a messenger RNA of Naumovozyma dairenensis CBS 421, 1734 nucleotides long. RefSeq names its product putative metalloreductase (gene AIM14). Gene Ontology annotation, molecular function: oxidoreductase activity. Lineage: Eukaryota; Fungi; Ascomycota; Saccharomycetes; Saccharomycetales; Saccharomycetaceae. Gene Ontology annotation, cellular component: plasma membrane. The coding region runs from base 1 to 1734 and encodes 577 amino acids. The transcript has a single exon. The record is from RefSeq and is a predicted model, not a curated record.
AUGAAGAUGAUUCCUCAAGUCAUGCCAAACACAAUCUUAUUUAAAAGACAUGAAGGUCAUAAUCACUCUGAGGGGGGCGCUGGUACCGGUACUCAUUUCGCAAACAUUCAAUAUGGUUACUACGUCCUCGGAGUUUCCCUCUUUUACAUCGUUAUCUUAUCAUUUUUACAGUAUUUCAAUAUUCAUUUGAAAAAUAGAAUGAAAUUGAACUCUUCUAAAAUAUUAAGAUGGGCCAUCUCAUUCAAUCCCUUCUUCCAUCUUUUCAUAAUAAUGAUACUAGUAAUGGUCCCCUUCUAUUCGGGGAAAUACCCUGCUACAAAAGUGGUUCAGGUAUACCUAAAGAGAGCAGGUAGACUAAGUUACGUCUUAGUUACCAUGAAUCUUUUACUGAAUUUCAGAGUUCAUAAAUGGUUCAACUAUGUCGAUUUGGUACCGUUACAUAAAUGGUUAUCCAGAUUCUUAGCAUUAUUUGCAAUAAUUCAUAGUAUCGGAUACUUCGUUAGAUGGACAGUGGUGAAACGUUACAGUUUGGCUGCUCAAUGUAAAAAACCUUUGAAUUUAGUAGGUAUCAUACUUUUCGGUUUCAUAAUCCUUUUAAUUGGUGCAUCAACAAAACCAUUUAGAAGAUGGAAUUAUAAAGCAUUUUAUAUCAUUCAUAAUCUCAUGAAUUUAUGCUUCAUUAUAAUGACUCCAAUACAUGCAAGACCAGGUGUCAUGUUCCCAUUCUUAAUUAUCAACGUCUGCCUAUUAUUCAUUCAAAACGUUAUGAAACUUUUAUAUGUGAAAAGAAUCUUUAUAGAAAAGAAAGUAACAUCAGAUGAAACAAAUUUGACCUUAGUCCAAAUCCCAAGAAGUUCCAUUCCCACUGCUAAUUUCCCAUUGACCACUCAUAUCAGAAUAGCCGAAUGUAAUAAUAUUCUAAACCCAUUCUUUUGGAUAUACCCAUCACAUCCAUAUUCUAUCGCAAGCGUCUCCACUGAUCCAUACAUUGAUCUCAUUAUUUCUGAAUCUAGAUUCAAAUUACAAGAAAAUAAACAAUACAUAAUGGUUGGCUUUUAUGAACAAAAUUCAAAAAUCCCUGAAACCUUUUAUAACCCAACUGUAAAUAAGAAAAUUGCCAUUGUGGUUGGUGGUUCAGGAAUAUCAUUCGGAUUACCAAUCUUCACAUACUUGACACAAUCACUCUCGCAAAAUGACAAUGUCGAUCAAAGCCAGAUGGACUCUAUAGAGGAAUGUAAAUUAAUUUGGUUAAUUAGAGAUGUAGCUCAAUUGGAAAUAGUGGAAGAUUAUUUAAAUGCAAGAUUUAGAAACUUACCUAAGAAAUCUCAACUUCUAAUCUAUAUUUCUAAAUCAAAAUCUCGUAGUGAAAAUAAUGAUAUGGAAAUCGAAAUGGAUUCCCUAAUGAGAGGUUCAGAUCAAAUUAACGACGAUGAUAACAAUGACAAUGACAAUGACAAUGACAAUGACAAUGACGGUUGUUCAGAAGAUAGUAAAAAUAGUAAAAAUGAUAUAAAUGGUCAAACUAGGGAAAUUAUUAAGUUGAAAAAAUCCAUCCAUUUUAAAAGAUUCAAUUUCAUUGAUGAUUUAAGUAGCAUGGCUUCAAAUAAUAAUGAUUAUAUGAAAGGUAAUGAAAAUUGGUUGUUUUGUUGCGGACCUGAUAAAUUAAAUAGAGAUGCUAAGGAUUUUGCAAACAAAAAUUCAAUUAAUUAUAUCUCUGAAUCAUAUGGAUUUUAA